Melopsittacus undulatus (budgerigar) is the source of this 1973-nucleotide messenger RNA. RefSeq names its product unc-93 homolog B1, TLR signaling regulator (gene UNC93B1). The transcript has 10 exons. The record is from RefSeq and is a predicted model, not a curated record. Lineage: Eukaryota; Metazoa; Chordata; Aves; Psittaciformes; Psittaculidae. Gene Ontology annotation, biological process: intracellular protein transport; toll-like receptor 7 signaling pathway; toll-like receptor signaling pathway. Gene Ontology annotation, molecular function: Toll-like receptor binding. Gene Ontology annotation, cellular component: lysosome; endosome. The coding region runs from base 3 to 1787 and encodes 594 amino acids.
CCAUGCAGCCCCCCAGAGGCAGGAUGCAGAAGGACCCCAGUGUGUCCCAGCCCGCAGGCACUGCAGUGGUGGGUGACAGACUGGGUGCUGAGGGCACCGAGACACAGCUGGAUGACUUUGUGGGUGCUCACCCCGACUACAACGAGGAGGAAGAGGAGCACAAGUUCUUCCGCCGCAAGCGCCUUGGGGUCAUCAAGAACGUGGUGGCCGCCAGCCUGGCCGGGACCCUCACCUAUGGGGUGUACCUGGGCCUGCUGCAGAUGCAGCUGAUCCUGCACUAUGAUGAGACCUACCGGGAGGUGAAGUACAGCAACAUCCAACUGGAGGACAUCGACCGCAAGGUGUUGAUGGGCAUCAACGUCACCCCCAUUGCCGCGCUGCUCUACACCCCUGUCCUCAUCAGGUACAGCGCUCCCCAUGCUGCCCAACAGCAUUCCCAAUGGGAAUCUGUGCUUCCCUCUCCAAUCCCUGGCAGGUUCUUCGGCAUCAAGUGGGCCAUGUUCCUCGCUGUGGGUAUCUACGCCUUCUUCGUCUCCAGCAACUACUGGGAGCGCUACUACACGUUGGUGCCCUCCGCCGUGGCCAUUGGGGUGGCCAUCGUGCCCCUCUGGGCUUCCAUGGGCAGCUACAUCACCAGGAUGGCCCAGAAGUACCACGAGCACGUCCACUACAAGGAGGAGCAGCGGGCACCACGAGGGGCCAGCGAUGCCUACAUCAUCAUCUUCCAGAGCAUCUUCUAUGCCUUCUUCCAUUUGAGCUUCGUCUGUGCUCAGAUGCCCAUGCUCUUCUUCCUCAACAACUACCUCUACCAGCUCAACCACACGCUCUUUGGCGUCAAGCACUGCGGGACCCUGAGCCAUGGCACACUGCCUGGCUUCAACACCACGGUGCUGCAGAGCCUGCCCCGCAGCGUCAACCUCAUCGUGGUGGACAGUGUGCUGAUGGCGGCUGCCUUCCUCGCCAUGCUGCUGGUCCUGGUGCUCUGUGGUGCAGCCUAUCGACCCACGGAGGAGAUCGACCUGCGCAGCAUCGGUUGGGGGAACAUCUUCCAGCUGCCCUUCAAGCACAUGAGGGACUAUCGCCUGCGUCACCUCUUCCCCAGCUUCAUCUACAGCGGCUUCGAGGUGCUCUUUGUCUGCACUGGCUUCUCCCUGAACUAUGGGGUGUGUGCCCUAGGGCUGGAGAAGCUGUCCUACCUCCUUAUGGCCUAUGGGCUGUCAGCCUCAGCCUGCUCCAGCCUGGCCCUGUGCAUGCUGCGCCUGCAGCGGCACAUCCCACUGCUGGCCGGAGCCUUCAUCCACGCUGCCCUCCUGGUGACGCUGUUCUGCUGGGCACCAGAGCCCCGGCUUGUGGGGCAGGCCCCACUGCUCUACAGCAUCGCCGCGCUAUGGGGCACGGGGAGCGCCCUCAACAAGACCAGCAUCAGCAUCCUCCUGGGCAUGCUGUACAAGAACAAGGAACGCCAGGACUUCAUCUUCACCAUCUACCACUGGUGGCAAGCCCUGGCCAUCUUCACCGUCUACCUGUGGUCAGAGCUCCCCAUGAAGGCCAAGCUGUCCAUCCUGCUGGUGACACUGGUGCUGUCAGUGGGCACAUACCUGCGCAUGGAGCAGCAGCUGGGGCAGCACAUCGAGUACCGCCUGCCCCGCAUCCCGCGCCCGCACCACCGCAUGCGGGGGUACCGGUACCUGGAGGAGGAGGACUCGGAUCAGACGGGGUCUGAGGGGGAUGGGGAUGGAGAGGAAGAGCAGGAGGAGCACACAGAGGAUGGGGAGCAGAGGGGUUAGGGUACCAUGGACUGCUACAGCACUGGGGUGGACCCACAUUGUUCUCUAUGGGGAAAGGGAGUCCUCAACCCUCAACCAAAGACUCAAGCUGACAUAGGUCCCUCUGCAGCACCCCCAGGCAGGACUAAAGACUCCAUUGAGAUGCAAUGCAGCCCCUAUGAAGACCCACAGGACCCCUAACCAAGC